AACCCCACUACCCUAAGAUGUGCUCCAUUUUACUGGCCAAGCUCAUCGAUCGACGAUCAGCUUGUAGCAAGAGUAGCUUUGCUUUCUCCAGUUCAGGACAGCACAACCACUCCAAGUAAAGGCGCAGGACAGCAAAGCCGCACAGCGCCGCAGCCGCUAGUAAAAGAAAUCGCACAGCCACACGCGCUGCAGUGCCCCGGGCAGCAUCCCGCAUCCCACCCUCACCGAGACAGUCUCCCCCGAUACCGACCUCCUCCUGUUCAACCAUCCAACCAAUCCAGCAACAAGCAGAAGCAGGAGCAGGGCAGCAGCGUCGCAUCACCCGCGGCGGCCUGGCUCCACCCUAGCCGCGUCAACCCGCAGCGGCGGCGGCCGCCUCGCUCCACCCCGCCGCGACGGCCUCCUCCGCGCCAACCGCGUCGACCCGCGGCGGCGGCCCGGCUCAGCCCCGACCGCGUUGACCAGCCGCGGCGGCCCCUUUCCCCCGAGAGCCCGCCCGAGCUCGGGUGGUGAAGGAGCUCCGGUUGCCGCGCUCCUCCCUGCACCGGCUUCCCUCGCCGACCGCGCUCCGCGGCGCUCCUCCCCGCGCCGGCCGCGCUCGGCCAUGCUCCGCCCAUGCUGGCUGCGCGCUUUGGAGCCGAGCUGCACCCACGACCACGAUAGGCCGUGAAGUCUCGGGAUCGGAGACGGGUGGGUCGGUUCGCUUGUUGGAUCCGGCUAACGUAGAUAAAGUUUGCCCCCCAGUUCCUCUUCAGGCUCGGCUGCAUGCUCACCUGAAUCGAUUCAGAGUCGGAAUUGCCUCGCGAAUCGAUUCGGACCCGAUAUAUGCAGCGCGCGUCCUUAAAACCCGCCCUUGUUGGAAGGAAUCAAGAGCACACACCAGAUUCGCGUCAAGUGCAGUGCAGGGCCCAAGGGCAAGGCUCCUGCUCAACUGGCGCGUGAACGAGCGAGCAGGAAGGAGGGAGAUAGAAUAGCCACAGCAGGAUGGAACGGCAGGUGGACUUGGCGCGUCUACUCCCCGACGACGUGCUCGCGGAAGUCCUCCGCCGCGUCGCGCCGCGAAGCCUCGCCGUGUCCCGCUGCGUCUGCAGGGCGUGGCGCGCGCUCAUCGACGACCGCGGCAUGCUGCACGCGGACCUCCUCCCGCACUCUCUGGCUGGACUCUUCAUCAGCUACAUGAAUCGGCUGUACGCCAAGUUCUUCGCCCGCCCAUCCCUUGAUUACGGCUACCGCAUGCCCAGCGAUACCAUCAUGGACCACUGCAACGGCCUCCUCCUGCUAUACGACGACUGGCUGUACAACCCUGCCACGGACGAGGUUGCGAACUUGCCUGAACGCCCGACGACUCCACGCGCGGGGAUGGAGUUUGUCACUGAGCACGAUGUUUGUUCAUUCCUAGCGUUUGAUCCUACUGUUUCAUCACACUACGAGGUGUUCUUGAUCCCUAGUGUUCCUUGGGAAGAAGAUAUAGUUAAGCGUGCAGCAGGUAGUGCCGUGUUGCAUUCAGAAUGGCCACCGUCACCAUGCAUCCUAAGUGUCUUCUCGUCGAGGACGGGGCUGUGGGAGGACAGAUCAUUUAGCCGACAAGGGGAGGCUGCAGGAACAGUCGCUGACAUUCUACUGGACCAGAGAUCCGAGCCAUAUAGGCAUGCUGAAUACUGGCGGGGCGCACUCUACAUCCACUGCCAAACUGACUUUGUCAUGAGAAUAUCAUCAUCAAAUAGCACAUACCGAGUAAUCAAACCCCCAAUAAGAGGUACUGAAGUACUGUCUAAACAUUCAGAGUUCUUUCUAGGAAGGUCUGAGAAGGGGAUUUACUAUGCAUUACUUGAUAACCACCGCCUGAGGGUCUGGAUCCUUGACGAAUCAUGUGAUCAAACUCAUUGGAAAUUGAGACAAGACACUGAUCUGGGGCCAUUUCCAAGUCUAAGCGGUGACCAUGGGCCUUGGGUUUUAGAAAAUGUUAGCUCUGAUUAUGAACGUAAAGACGAAGACAGAUAUGAAGAGCAGAUGGAAGAAGAAUUUGAAUGGAACUCCGAUGAUGACAAUAUUCCACCCACUAAUGAUAUGGAAGAAAAGUGUAACGCAUUUAUGGGAAUCCUUGCUUUUCAUCCCUACAAAGAGAUUAUCUUCUUGGAUAGAUCAUCAAGAGUAUUGGCGUAUCAUUUGAGUAGCUCUAAACUUGAAGCGUUGGGCAACUUGUUGCCAAACGGUUAUGUUACAAUGCAUGUAUAUGUGUGUAGUUCUUUUUCAUACACGCCCUGUCGGAUGAGAGAAUUGCUUCAAACUUUUAAGUAAUAAAUCCAAGAUCAUCAUAUAUCA
This is a messenger RNA of Panicum hallii, 2322 nucleotides long. RefSeq lists its product as uncharacterized. The coding region runs from base 985 to 2298 and encodes 437 amino acids. Lineage: Eukaryota; Viridiplantae; Streptophyta; Magnoliopsida; Poales; Poaceae. The record is from RefSeq and is a predicted model, not a curated record. The transcript has 2 exons. Gene Ontology annotation, molecular function: protein binding.